Messenger RNA from Chelmon rostratus (copperband butterflyfish), 2831 nucleotides. It is a transcript of the gene kcnip3b, whose product is annotated as Kv channel interacting protein 3b, calsenilin. Gene Ontology annotation, cellular component: voltage-gated potassium channel complex; nucleus. The transcript has 8 exons. Bases 1439 to 2137 code for a protein of 232 amino acids. Gene Ontology annotation, molecular function: calcium ion binding; potassium channel regulator activity; RNA polymerase II cis-regulatory region sequence-specific DNA binding. Gene Ontology annotation, biological process: regulation of potassium ion transmembrane transport; negative regulation of transcription by RNA polymerase II. The record is from RefSeq and is a predicted model, not a curated record. Lineage: Eukaryota; Metazoa; Chordata; Actinopteri; Chaetodontiformes; Chaetodontidae.
UCAGUUUUACACCUCAGUCGGAGUGUGGCUGACUAAGUGAGUGGAGGGAGGAAAAGUUGCAACUCGGAGCAGCCGCAGAUAAAUUCAGGAAGCUGCAGAGAGGAGAGUGAUGGAAAAGUAUGUGUGGAGGAGGUAGACGCCAGGGGAGGAGGUUUCAUACCCUACAGCUCCUUUCAGUUUCUGAGGAUUUCCCUCCCUGGACGCUGCAGCUGCUCCAAGUGCGUUCUCUCCAGAGCCACACUCUUCCAUAUCUGGAGCUGGAUUUGGACAAACAGUGAAGCGGACCGAAUCAGACGGGACAGCAACGCAGAACCUAAAUUUGCAGUUAAAUCGAGUGUGUGCCGAGAAGGUGUUUGGUGGACCUGAGGAUUACUGACUGAAACACAGCAGGGGAAAGCAGAAAAAGUGGUUCAUUUGUCUGAUUUAAAACAUCACAAGUCCCAUAAGUAAACGCCUGAUCAGUGCUGUUGAUUAUUUGGACGGUGCAGCCUUGUUCUACCUAGUUUCCGCUUUGCACGAAAUUCUGCUUUUUAACUUUUCUUGACUGACAGGUCUGUUGUGAAAGAUGAUUUCAUCCUGAACAUUGUGAGCAGAUGCCACUGAGACUAGAAAGUCAGACUGUCCUCGGCUGGCAGAUAAAGAGCAGUUACAGGAUGUUUUUGUUCCAGAGCUGAGGUUUCAGAAACUGCUUGUGUGGUCGGCGCAUAUAAUGGGGUAAUUUAUUUAUAAUUGCUAAUGUUGUUUUGUCGCUUUAUGGCAUGGAAGAUGAGAAGACUUUGGUAUUGCAUGUCCCGUUCUCUGUUGUUCUCUCUUUCAAUAAGCAAGUCGUAUUCACCUGGACUUUCUCCCACCUAAUGGGAGAAAAAUGCUGAAAAUGGACACAGAGGCUGUACCGAAUCGUUUGCUUUUCCCCAAAGAGAUUUUCAUCUAAACCCAAAAUGUGAUUUAUGAGUUUAAAUUAUGACGUGAGGGCUGAUAAUAGCUGUUUGGAUUAAGAGGGUGCGCAGUUACUUGUGUCUUUGCCAGUCCGAGCUCCUGAGAGUGCACGCUGGAGGAAAGUCUGGAAAGUGACUCUAAACGUCUCGUUUAAUGCACUGUAAUAAAUGACUCGUGACACAACCCCCAUUUUCCCUCAUGGGUCUAGAGAGGGAGGUUUUCCAUAUAUGUCGGCUCCGAAAAAAUUUUCCACUUCAGCAUCAGUGUUGACAUUAGAGCAGCCUUCAUCCAGCUCGCUGGCCUGGCUCUCAUGCUGUCUCCUGGGCCUGGAAACAAACCCAUGCUGCCACCCGCCAACCAGACUGAUUCUUGAUUACCUCCGUUGAAACACUUGUUGUUGACUCGCUGGACCCAGCUUUGCCCAGGUUUCCUUUCAUCCAGGCCAGGCCAGGCCUGGUCCUGUAGGCUUGGCCCUGAGUGGGUUCCCCCCGAUCUUGACAUCAUGGGGAUCCAGGGCAUGGAGCUGUUUGCCAUCGGCGUGGUCAUCAUCCUUUUCAUGGCAGUUCUCAAGCAGUUUGGCAUCUUGGAGCCCAUGUCCUCAUUUGAAGAUGACAGCAGCGACAGUGAUUUGGAGCUGUCGACGGUGCGUCACCAGCCGGAGGGGCUGGACCAGCUGCAGGCUCAGACCAAGUUCACCAGGAAGGAGCUUCAGUCUCUCUAUCGAGGCUUCAAGAAUGAGUGUCCCAGUGGGAUGGUUGAUGAGGAGACAUUCAAGACCAUCUAUUCUCAGUUCUUUCCCCAAGGAGAUGCCACCACCUACGCCCACUUCCUGUUCAACGCGUUCGACAUCGACAGAAAUGGUUCAAUUCGCUUUGAGGACUUUGUCAUCGGCCUGUCAGUGUUGCUCAGAGGUUCGGUCACUGAGAAGCUCAACUGGGCUUUUAACCUCUAUGAUAUUAAUAAGGAUGGCUACAUCACCAAGGAGGAGAUGCUGGCGAUUAUGAAGUCGAUCUACGACAUGAUGGGGAGGUACACCUACCCCUGUGUGCGAGAUGAAGCACCCUAUGAACACGUGGACAAGUUCUUCCAGAAAAUGGAUAAAAACCGAGACGGUGUAGUGACCAUUGAAGAGUUCAUUGAGACCUGUCAGAAGGAUGAGAACAUCAUGAACUCCAUGCAGCUGUUUGAGAAUGUGAUAUAAAGAAUCAGGAUGCUCUCCUUUGUUUUCAGUCAUUAGUCCAUGUGCACAAGUCACACACCCAUGCACCUCGAACUCCACACUAAAACAUGGCAUCCUGGCACAUAAUGUAGGUAUUGUAAAGAUACAGGAACUAGACAUUUUGCUUAAUUUUUUCUUGCCAUGCUCCUUUAGCUGUAUCUUGCAACUGCUUCUGGAUUUAAAUGACUGCUACAGACAGAAGAAGAGCUUCCUGGGUAAAAUCUCCCGUCUGUCCGGCGUGUUUUUUGUGUCCUUAAUGAAGAAACAGAAGAGCUCCUCGUACUUAUCGUCAGACUAAAAGAACCAACAAGGUGCAAAGAAGCUUACUGUACAAUAAUCCACUGACCUGAGCACACAAGGAUACUAGCUUUAACACUAAUACACUUUCUCUCACACACAUACACACACACACACACACACACACACACACACACACACACACACAGUUUUUUCAUUCAUUCACGUUCAUACACACGUACCUGCUGUUUUUUAAAGAGGUUUUAGAGCACUGGAUGAAGUGAGCUAAGAGCAGAAAAAAAUGGCAGUGACACACAAAAAAAGAGAAACGAACUAAAGCAUGUUUGUCAUCAAAUAUGUGAUGUGGAAUUAGCUUGCACUACAAUUUUAUGACUGUGUAUUAUAUGCGCCUGCAAUAAAGGCACUGUAGAUACCUGCA